This is a messenger RNA of Wasmannia auropunctata (little fire ant), 1243 nucleotides long. Its product is annotated as probable chitinase 3. Bases 65 to 943 code for a protein of 292 amino acids. The record is from RefSeq and is a predicted model, not a curated record. NCBI's taxonomy places the organism in Eukaryota, Metazoa, Arthropoda, Insecta, Hymenoptera, Formicidae. Gene Ontology annotation, cellular component: extracellular region. Gene Ontology annotation, molecular function: chitin binding. The transcript has 4 exons.
UCGUAGUCUUCCUCUCGGGAUCGGGCCAGAAAGAACGUGGACUUCCAGCGACGACGAGCCCGAGAUGGCCUCGAGACCGAUCGUCCGUCUGCUAAUCGCCUGCGGCGUCCUCGCUGCGACUAUGUCGCUCAGUCAAAACAGCAGAUUUUCAAAUCAGCUGUUCGACAAUCGGCAAAAUCGCGCAUUUUCGAAUCAGCAGUUCAACAAUCAGCUGAAUCGCGGAUUUUCGAAUCAGCCGUUCGACAAUCAGCUGAAUCGCGGAUUUUCGAAUCAGCAACAAUUCUCGCCGAAACGUGGCUCGUCCGCGUCGUGUCCGGAGAGAAACAGUCGCUAUCCGGUGCAGAAUCAGUGCGAUGCUUACAUCGAGUGCAUCGAUGGAAUCCCCGAGGAGAAGCUGUGUCCCGAAGGUCUGUUUUUUAACCCUGAGGCGCGCUUCAACUAUCCCUGCGGAUAUCCGAUCGACAUAGACUGCACAGGCAGGCCGAAUUUGCAGCCGGCAAACCCGAGCAACGAUUGUCCUCAUCAGUACGGCUACUUCAAGAUCGGCGAUCAACGGAACUGCGGCCAGUUCAUGAACUGCGUGGACGGCAGGGGUUACGUAUUCGACUGUCCGGAGGGUCUGGCCUUCAAUCCGCAGAGCUAUCGGUGCGACUGGCCGGAUCAAGUGCCGGACUGCGACGCCGAGACUUUCCUCGGCUUCCGCUGCCCGGAGGUGAAGAGCGGUUUCUUCUUGGACUCCGGGAUUAAGUUUUAUCGCAGCCCCGCCGAUUGCCAUCAUUUUUACAUCUGCGUGAACGGUCGUCCAAGGCUGCAAAAUUGCGGCAUUGGAAAUGCCUUCAACGAGCUUAUCGACGCCUGCGACGCUGCGGAAAAUGUCACCGGCUGCGAACACGAAGCGAUAGCGAGAACCACUCCAUCUUACCAGCAGGCUAGGCUUUUUUAAAUUCCGACAGCAUUGAAGAAUGGAAAAAAUAACGACGCAAUAUUCCGAAAAAAAUAACGAUCAAGAAUUGCAAUAAACUUUGAUAUAUUUUCGACACGACAGAAUUGUGUGAUGCAAAUAGUAAUCCGUAUAAUGAUCUAAAAAUGCGUUGUGUUGAUUGAUGAAAUAAAAAUUCAAUUGCCAUAUGUGUGCGCUGAUGCUAUAAAUAAUGUAUAUACUAUUACUUACAAGUCGCCUUAAGAAUACAUAUUUAAUAUAGAACUGUAGAAGACUUUUAAUAAAUAAAAAUAUAAAAAUAAA